Molecule: messenger RNA, 1968 nt
Organism: Eucalyptus grandis
Lineage: Eukaryota; Viridiplantae; Streptophyta; Magnoliopsida; Myrtales; Myrtaceae
Product: tRNA A64-2'-O-ribosylphosphate transferase
Exons: 7
Coding region: 57-1661 (534 amino acids)
Biological process (GO): charged-tRNA amino acid modification
Cellular component (GO): cytoplasm
Molecular function (GO): tRNA adenosine(64)-2'-O-ribosylphosphate transferase activity
Source: RefSeq, a predicted model, not a curated record
CGUCCCCUUUUCCUCUGUCCGAAAAAGCCUCGCGCGAUCCUACGACGCUGUCGGAGAUGGAGGACGACGCCGAGGCGGCGAGGCAGCUGAAGAAGCUGAGCAUCUACGGCGCGGCGAGGAUCAUCAAGCGGCGGGGCAACAGCCUCUACAACGCCCUGCGGUCGAUCUACGAGGACUCCAUCUUCGUCGCCGAGAUCGCGCAGCUCUGGCCGGGCCUCCCCCUGGUCGCCAACCUCCGGUGCGGCCUCUGGUACGCCGCCGCCUUCCACGCCACCUGCUACUUCAAGUCCACCGACGGCCACACCAACAACUUGUCCUUCAACACCUCUCGCCUCAACCUCCACCUCGCCCUCCUCGCCGGACAGAAAGGAGGAUGUAUCAUUGUCGAUUCGACUCGGAAAGGGAAGAGGUUUCCUGACAGCAUGUCGAAGACGAUACCCAUUUGGACGUGCGUCAUGAAUAGAGCUAUUGUCAACUAUAGGAGGAAAAUGUGCAGUGAUGGGCUCAUUUCAAAUGGGGUUGUAGAUACAACAAAUCAGCAUGCAAAUAGCGAAGGACAGGCUCCACUGGAUUGGGAUUGUUCCUUGCAUCUUCCCUUGUGGGUUUCAGAGACAGAAAAGGCAACUAUAGAGAAUCGCUUGGAAAGUUGGACUCAUCAGUUGGAAGCCAGUGGGGCUGAUAUUAGUUCUAUUGCUGCAUGUUUGAAGAAGCCACUGCGUCCAUUAUGGAUUUCACAGAGAACUGUCAUUUGGUUGAACGAAGUGCCUGAUCAUGAUUCUUGGGAUUUUACACCAAUCAUACUUGUUACUGCUUCCUCCUCAAGUGGAACUGUUCAACCCAAGACUACUUCAGAGUUCAGCUGGAACUACAUAGCAGGGGCUGGAGAUGAUGAGGAAAGCUGGGCAAGGGGUCUAUCACCAUCUCUUUUCUGGAAAAAUGUGUAUGAUAUCAUAGAAAGUGGUCCUGAUUUAUGCAAUCGGAAGGUAGCUGAAAUAGUAGAGAGGCAUAGAGUUUACCUAGCUCAUAGGGGACAUGCUGCCCCUCAGGUCAGAGUCAAGGGUCCGCAAUUGCCUGGGAGUGCAUGUAAUCUUUCUUGUGAUGAAUUACCCCUAGCUUCAGAGAUGGCUAAUGCUGAAGUUGAUCCUAAGUCUUCUCAUGAAAAUUGCCCCAUAACUUGGCUGGGUUUGACAAAUCUCGCUGUGGGCUCAACACAAUUUGCUGCAGAAGCAUCUGGUGUUGACUGUGUGUUGAAUUGUUCUCAGGAGUCUAUGUCUGUCUCUUUACAAAGUACUGAGGCAUAUCUCCAUCUUCCAAUGCUGAACUCUAAACAAGAUCGGUUUUCCCUAUUGAGCAAUCUUCAGACUGCGGUAAACUUCGCAAGGUUGAAUCUUAGCAAAGGGAAGACUCUUUUCGUUUGUUGUCAAAAUGGGGAGGACAUCAGUAUAUGCACUUGUCUUGCAAUUCUAAUGUCAUUAUUUGAUGACCAAGGAACCUAUGAUGAUGGAAAGUCCUUUAGUGAGACAACUGUUACUAAAUGGGACAUGCGGCGGCGACUCAUUUUUAUCUGCAAGUUUGCAUCAAAUGCACGACCUUCCAGAGGAAAUCUAAGGCAGGUGUUCAAUUUUCUUACUGGUGGAGGAAGAGUGAAUUUGGAUUCUUAAUAUCAUGGAAGUUGCUGCUUCCAUGAAUGCUAAUCGGGCAGGGAGGCUAUUCAAUGAGGUUUCUACGAAGAUCUGGGCAAAUCUAGAGGUUAGAUUCAAGGCCUUGCAAGUCAGCUUCUACUUGUAGUUUGAUAGAUGAUUAAUUUAGAUUAGCAUCGAUGAUGAAGUUUUGUAAAGUUGUGAGGGAGGCUAUGUUAUAUGGUUGAGUUGCUUUAAAAGGAGGAUAUCUGUUUGUCCAGCUCAUAUUGUACUCUUCAUGAAUCAUCGGUAUCAUAGUAAUCACUCACCAUGCAGUUCCUUUCAUGUA